Molecule: messenger RNA, 984 nt
Organism: Arvicanthis niloticus (Nile rat)
Lineage: Eukaryota; Metazoa; Chordata; Mammalia; Rodentia; Muridae
Source: RefSeq, a predicted model, not a curated record
CUAAAAAGGAAACUAUUCAUAAUGUCAGGCUAUAGUUGGUUUGAAGGAAUACCUUUUCCUGUCAUGUGGUUUCAAAAAGAAAUUGUGGAAGAUAUUCGUAAUAUGUUUGUGGUGAAAGAAGAAGACUUGAUCAUAUUGACUUAUCCCAAGUCAGGAACACACUGGCUGAUUGACAUUGUCUGCUUGAUUCAGACCAAGGGAGAUCCCAAGUGGAUCCAAUCUGUGCCCAUUUGGGAUCGCUCACCUUGGAUAGAGUAUUCUAAUGGAUAUCCUGUACUCAUCCAUAAGGAAGGACCACGACUUAUUACCUCCCAUCUUCCCAUCCAUCUUUUCUCCAAGUCUUUUUUCAGUUCCAAGGCCAAGGCUAUCUAUCUCAUCAGAAAUCCUAGAGAUGUUAUUGUUUCUGGUUAUUAUUUCUUGGGUAAGUCAAACAUUGGGAAGAAUCCAGAGUCACUGGGAACGUAUAUUGAAUGGUUCCUCGAAGGAAAUGUUCUAUAUGGAUCAUGGUUUGAGCAUGUUCGUGGCUGGCUGUCCAUGAGAAAAUGUGACAACUUCCUGGUGCUGUACUAUGAAGACAUGAAAAAGGAUACAAAGGGAACCAUAAAGAAGAUAUGUGACUUUUUAGGGAAAAAAUUAGGACCAGAUGAACUGGAUCUGGUCCUCAAGUACAGCUCUUUCCAAGUCAUGAAGGAAAACAACAUGUCUAAUUUUAGUCUCAUCAAAUUGGAUUUGCAUCCUAAUGGCUUGAACAUCAUGAGAAAAGGCACAACUGGCGACUGGAAGAAUCACUUCACAGUAGCCCAAGCUGAAGUUUUUGAUAAAGUAUUCCAGGAGAAAAUGGCUGGUUUCCCUCCAGGGAUGUUCCCAUGGGAAUAAGUUUUCAAAACUUUUAAAUAUUGCAUGAACACUGAUGUUUAUGUUCCUGUUGUUCUAUAUGUGAAUAACAGAAUGUGGUCAUAUAAUAAAACUUGUUGUGAAAUUGUG